Messenger RNA from Thrips palmi, 2140 nucleotides. RefSeq lists its product as uncharacterized. The record is from RefSeq and is a predicted model, not a curated record. NCBI's taxonomy places the organism in Eukaryota, Metazoa, Arthropoda, Insecta, Thysanoptera, Thripidae. The coding region runs from base 154 to 2031 and encodes 625 amino acids. The transcript has 10 exons.
GUUUUGUGUUGUUGUGCCGAGCUCGAAGAAUUGAUGUACAGCUCUGUACAGCUGAUCCGUCGAAGAGGUGUCUGCAAGGCCCCGACCCCGAAUAAAUUGUUAUUGGAUAUGCAUGUUUCAAUACUCUAAUGUGCACUGUAGUAGUGCGAAUCUAUGCUCUGUGUUUCUUUGACACUGGUUUUAAAAUCACUGACGUUUGGGUCGGCUCCUAGGUUCGGCCAUUGUUUCGGCCCGUGGGCUGUUGCUUCUUCUUCAUUUUAUUUUAAAACUAGCGGGAAUAUAAAGUGCAGAUCACUUAAACGUCAGCACUUCUGUGAUAUCUUAGAACUAAUCAUGCGUCUGAUCGUUGUUGGGGACUGUGUUUCAUUGAAGCGCAAAACGCACCCCUCUAAAAAUAACGGUACUGACAAAUCAGUCGAUUGGAAAGGAAUCAAAAGAGGGUCUUGUCAAGCGAAGGAAUGUGUUGACUGUGAUGCUUACACUUACAAUCCUUCAAAAGGAGCGCAAUGCCAGUACUGUGGUUGCUAUCCAACAAAACACCGACGAAUACAAGAUGAUGAUACAAUAGCACCUAAGAUCCCGAGACUGGAACUCGAAGAUGAUGAGAGACAAGCCCCAGAAAUACAUAUAAUUGACAAUGGUUCUGACACCCUGGUCUAUGAAGUCGAUGAUGAAGGGAAUGUUGUGCCUGAUGAUGACCCCCUUGAACUUCUUGCUGAACAAUUGCCGAGUCUCAUCAGUACUCAAGUAGAACCAGCUAUAUUAAAGAACAAAGCUAUCAUGUCCAAUUGUGCUUCUGUGUCUGGACCACCAGCCUCUGUGUCCUCCUUUUCCAAAUCUGCUCUUAUGAAAAAGAAGGAAAUCCCCUCUCAAACUGUGUCAGUUAAUUUGAACAACAAAUCAACGUUUGAAAAGAUGUUGCAACCAAUGUCCAAGGAGCAAUUAUAUGAGCUCUGUGUGCCUUCUCGUCUUCCAAUGAGAAUAAAUUUUCCAAGGGACUCAGAAUCUCUCCCAAAGUCUGAUGCCCAGUUUGUUAUAAGAUGGAUUGCUUGGUCCAUGUGGAAUGUGCGUGUGACAGCUGAGCAAGAUUUUAAAAAUGUUGCCGAUUUAGCUCUCAAGAGAUAUCCUACUCUUGAAUCCAUUUUCCCCAAGGAGAAAAGCUUGGAUGGUAUGGUCAAGUUUCUAAAACAGUUCCUUGGUCACAGAGAUGUUGAAAAGAAAAAGAAAGAAAAAGAGGUGGUCCAACCAAAGCAGAUACAGCAACAGAAAUCAGAGAAAGAAAACACAGUUUCUAACAUAAAACAAUUUGAAACUUUAAAGUCACAUAUUUACAAAGAGAUGGAGAAGUUAAACCCAUCCAUAGCAGUAUUACGAACAUUCCUCUCAUCUUGCCGUAAAGAACGGAAAUUAAGACUCUCCAAAGAAAAACAGAACUAUUCCACACAGUUGCAAGAAUUCCCAUGUCUUGGGAUUCAAGAAUUGGUACUGUGGGAGUUCAUUAGUCAAGAACAACUUCAGUGCACACCAAAGGAUUUGAAGAAACGCUGGCAGGAUGCUAUCUCCAGUAUGGCCUCCUACUUCCUAUCUGAAUCUGAGAAGACCUUUGAUUCUCCAUUAACUGAAGAGGAGGCGACUUCAGAAAUUCUCCAAUGCCUCACCUGUCCCAAACACUUUGGGCCAGAAAUGUCAGAGGAUAAGAGAAGCCAUUUGGUCUUAGAAGUUCUCCAGGGCUCAACCAUGCCACUUUUUGCUCCGAAACAUGAUCCGCCCCGACUCUUCUCUCUUGGUGAAGAUGAAAACCAGACCACAUAUGUAUAUGUUGAAGGGAAAGCUGUUUACAAAGGCCCUAUUAUGGAUGCUUUGCUCUACAUUGUAGCUAUCUAUUAUGUUUUUGAAUUUUCUCCAUCCUUUGAAGCAACUGCUGCAUUUUCAUUCAUUUAUGGUAUUUUGUUAAAAGAGAAGGCUUUUGAUAAAUACAUGCACCAUAGAGCUGUGGUUGAAGCAUUGGAAUUAAUUUGGGCCUCGCAGUGAGUGAGGAUAUAAGGGAUUAUUUUUACAAACCGCCUUUGCAGCUGAACAAGACUAUUUUUGUAAUGUUGUUUUAGCUUUAUUUUUACAUUAAACAUUUUAAUGCAUCAAA